AUAUAUAUAUAAGUGAAGAUGCAGGAACAAAGAGCAGUUCUCACUUCCACUUCAAAUGUUUCGUAUUCUAUUUUCAGUGGAUAACAAAAACUGCCGUUUUUAUCUCUACAAAUACAGGCUGAUCCUCUCCACAACAACAAUGAACAUCUCUGAGGAGGAAAUAUGGGGCUCCAUUGGCAGUGAAUCCCCCCAGGAAAAUGUGAUCUUUUCUACUUUUUACAUCCUCAUUUUCAUCAUCGCUGUACCUGGUAAUGCCGUGGCACUGUGGGCCUUCUUUCACCAGGACAGUACGUCUCCAUUUAAGGUCUUCCUGAAGAACCUGUCUGUAGCAGACCUGUCUUAUAUCCUCAUUUUACCCAUGCGUAUAGUUUACCACUUGUCUGACAGCCACUGGCCUUUUGGACAUGUAGUCUGUCAACUUGCAGGCUUCCUCUUUUACUUGAACAUGUACUGCAGCCUAUACUUAAUGAGUUUUAUCAGCCUGGACAGAUUUCUGGCUGUGGUUCUACCUUUAAGGUCACAGUCAGUUAGGAAGGCUAUGUAUGCAAAGGUAGUUGUUGGCAUACUCUGGGUGAUAGUUAUUUUGUCUAUGAGUCCUUUACUUUUCUUGAAAAAGAAUAUGACCAACAACUCAACUGGUGUCUGCACCAUGCUGUACUUAGAAAAUAAAUCACCCAAAGCUUUGAUUUCCACUGUUGUGGCAUUCAUCAUUCCCCUCACCACCAUAGUGGUUUCCUACAUACUGAUUUUGUUGAAAUUAAGGACAUUGAAGCAACGCGAGGAACGACCAGUGAAAGACAAAGCUAUAAAAAUGAUCAUCCUCAUUGUGAUGAACUUCCUGUUUGCAUUUGUGCCCUACCAUGUGAGCAGGAUCAUCUACAUCAAAAGCCACAGUCUUGACCAACUGACUGCAGCAAGCUAUGAGUCACUGAGAAGGGCCAAUCGGAUUACAUCUGCACUGACCUGUGUUAAUGGUGUACUGGAUCCUGUGAUGUAUUUUUUCCUGAACCGUGCAUACAGGAACAAAUUGCUUCAGCUGUUCUGUAAAAACAGGGAAGAUGAUCAAUAAGUAACAAAUAUGGACACUAUUUUAACAUGUACAUAAAUGCAUUCAACCUUGGUUCAACUUGGUGAUUUCGGAAGUGGGUUACAAAGUAAUUCAAAGUAAUGCAGAGGAAGUAAUAAUUAUUCCUUAUUAUGACUUUAUGACUCUUGAAUUCUAAGUAAUGUGGUGGUCAGUGCUGUUGAACACAAACAUGCUGUUUGGAGAACCUUAGUACGUCAAAUAUGAUGCUCUGGUUGUGUGUUAGUUUUCCAACAUUAAGAAUAAAAAAAUGUUUUGUGUAA
Dicentrarchus labrax (European seabass) is the source of this 1347-nucleotide messenger RNA. RefSeq names its product uracil nucleotide/cysteinyl leukotriene receptor. Lineage: Eukaryota; Metazoa; Chordata; Actinopteri; Moronidae. Bases 56 to 1069 code for a protein of 337 amino acids. The transcript is spliced from 2 exons. Gene Ontology annotation, molecular function: G protein-coupled receptor activity. The record is from RefSeq and is a predicted model, not a curated record. Gene Ontology annotation, biological process: positive regulation of Rho protein signal transduction; phospholipase C-activating G protein-coupled receptor signaling pathway. Gene Ontology annotation, cellular component: membrane.